AUGGCAAUGGACAUGAUCGUCAUCCGAUUGGGUGCGGCGCCGACGUUGAAGGAAGCAUGCUGCCUCUGCUCUUUCACGAUCUUCCUCACUGCUGGAUUGGUCUACACGCUCUUGCCAUCCAAGUCGCUUCCUCUCAAGGUCCUGGUCAUUGUGAUGUUUCUGACGGCUCUGGUCUUCAUCUCCCGCACAUCCAUCCAUGUCAGAAACCGAUAUGUCGAGGAGGUCCAUGCACAGGACCUACAGGAACAUGUUUGGGCACCGGCAGUUUACGGCUCCAUGGAAACGACAGCACCCAGGUUCCACCGCGUUCUUGUCUGGACGUGCGUAGAUGACGCAGGAGCUUCAGAGGUCACCAUCAGGGUCCUGGAGGAGGUGGACCUCUUGUACCGGCCAUGCCUUUCUGAGACCUGCGUCUUCUGCCUGGAGGAUUUCGCUGCCCAGGAUGAGGUGACGCUGCUACCGUGCGGACAUGCCUUCCAUCAACACUGUCAUGCCGUCUGGCACGCGCUGAAGCGAUGCAGCUUCUCCUGCCCCCUUUGCCGGGAUACCUGUCCGACUGUCUGA
Messenger RNA from Symbiodinium natans, 564 nucleotides. The record is from the annotation of a GenBank genome assembly. NCBI's taxonomy places the organism in Eukaryota, Dinophyceae, Suessiales, Symbiodiniaceae.